AUGCCGCUGGGUGGAGAAGGUACCCACGGUCGUGUGGAUCGUAAGGAGGGGAUGUAUUUUGGUCCAGAGCACCCCGACGAUCAUCGCCACACUGGAAUGCCUCUUCAUGGCAAGAACCAGUUCCCGGACGCCACUAUUCCUGCCAUGCGUCCUACUAUCUUGCAGUACAUCGAUGAGAUAGUUGCGCUAGGCACGCUCGUCUGCGCGGCGAUGUCGAUUUCGCUUGGCCUCGAUGCACAUUGUAUUCGUGACAAUUACUUGUUGCCAGAGCCCGUUGCACUAUUCCGGGCAUUCAAGUACUCUCCUCGCUCUGAGAGCCAGACGAACGGAGAAGUAUGGGGCAUUGGUGAACAUAGUGAUUUCGGUCUGCUGACCCUCCUCAACCACAACUCUCCCGGUCUGCAGAUUCUCUCUCCUAAAAAUGAAUGGGUAGACGUUCCAGUUCUGGAUAACGCCAUUGUUUGCAAUGCUGGCGAUAUGCUGGAUAUGAUCACAGGCGGGCGUUUCAAGAGUACGCGCCACCGUGUUGUACCGCCUCCUGCGGGAACAUAUCGCAUAUCGUUCCCCUUCUUUUUUGACUUUAGCUGGACUGCCAAUAUGGUUUACCUUCCUCUGGACCAUAUGGGGCCGCUAUCUGAAUUGCAGGAGGCGGAGGCCAAACAGCGCUGGGCUAGCGGAACCUUCAAGUCCGUCAGCGGGCAGUGGUGGCAGUACCUUGCAAAGAAGGUCCAGAAGGUCUUCCCGGAAAUGCAACUUCCAGAUUGCGAGCAGAAUGCCGCAGCUUCGAGCAGGUUCUGUAUCGCUGUACCGACGUGA
Molecule: messenger RNA, 816 nt
Organism: Sparassis crispa
Lineage: Eukaryota; Fungi; Basidiomycota; Agaricomycetes; Polyporales; Sparassidaceae
Exons: 5
Coding region: 1-816 (271 amino acids)
Source: RefSeq, a predicted model, not a curated record